This is a messenger RNA of Ogataea polymorpha, 465 nucleotides long. RefSeq lists its product as uncharacterized. The coding region runs from base 1 to 465 and encodes 154 amino acids. Gene Ontology annotation, molecular function: ubiquitin-like protein transferase activity. The record is from RefSeq and is a predicted model, not a curated record. NCBI's taxonomy places the organism in Eukaryota, Fungi, Ascomycota, Pichiomycetes, Pichiales, Pichiaceae. The transcript has 2 exons.
AUGAAAGAGAACGUAUUCGAGAACAAUGUUGCGCAAUUGGCGCACUAUAUCCGCCAUAAGUGUACCAAUGUUCGCACUGAACGAGUAGAUGGCAAGCAGACGGUGAUCUUUGCUCUGGCGUGCCGAGACAAUAUACAGCUCGAGAUUGUCGUUUUUUACCACCAGACGUACGCGGCCCCCUUGCUGACGUUCCGCAUCUGGCAGCUGCAAGUUUCGGACGACAUCGAGACUCGCCGUCUCGUUUUCGAUCAGACGCUGAUAGACAAGCUUGUCACCCGCAAUGGGUCACUAAGGGUCGAUCGACGCGUGGACCCUGCGAUCACGCUAGUGGACCAUCCAGUCCUGGGGAAACCGUUCUACCAGCUGCAUCCGUGUCAGAGUGCUCAGUUGUUGGAAGAUGUUGCUUUGCAGGGCCCAGAGUCGCUCGAAUUUUGGUGGAAUUUCUAUUCGUCGGUGCUGAUAUGA